This is a messenger RNA of Penicillium arizonense, 1473 nucleotides long. Its product is annotated as ankyrin repeat domain-containing protein. Lineage: Eukaryota; Fungi; Ascomycota; Eurotiomycetes; Eurotiales; Aspergillaceae. The record is from RefSeq and is a predicted model, not a curated record. Gene Ontology annotation, biological process: protein localization to ciliary inversin compartment. Gene Ontology annotation, cellular component: ciliary inversin compartment. The transcript is spliced from 2 exons. Bases 1 to 1473 code for a protein of 490 amino acids. Gene Ontology annotation, molecular function: protein binding.
AUGUCUCUUCUCUCUCUUCCAUCGGAAAUGAAUUUGCUCAUUUCAAGCCAUUUGAACUCGCCAAAAAACCUUCUCAGCUUCCUCCGAACGAGCCAAAAGUUCUACCAUCUCUUGAUCAAUGAGCUCUACCAACAUAAUAUACGCUCGGAUGGUGGAUCGGCCCUUUUAUGGUACGCAAGUCGUGGGGACGAACUUGGAGUCCGGAAUAUGCUUCGUGCGGGUGCGAAUGUUAACCUCCGAUCGCCAAAUCGCGCACAGUCGACAGCUCUUCUGGAAGCAGUUUCUACCAAGCAUACCAGUGUUGUACAAGCGCUUCUAGAGAAUGGGGCUUUGCCAGAUGUGGCCGAUGCCCGAUCUAGAAGACCCUUGGUUUUGGCGACAAAUGGUCGUAGCGACGUGGCGAUCACCAAGUUGCUCCUAGAGCACGGCGCCAUAGCCAACUCCGUUGCGUUUGACAAAUAUGCUCCAUUACGGGAGGCUGUCCGUUCAAACCAGGAAUCCAAAGUGGCAUUGCUUUUGAAGCAUGGGGCUGAUACACAUAUCCUGGACCGCCGAACUGGGAUGACCCUCGUGCACAUCGCGGCUUCCAAGAACGCUACCCCCGGAAUUAUCAACAUCCUCCUAAGCUCCGGUGUUCAAUUGGAGUCUCAAGACAAUAUGGGCAGAACGCCACUUCAAGUAGCAGCUGACCAUUCAUGCACCCGCGCUGUGCGCCUGCUAUUAAACCUUGGCGCCAAUCCAAACUUCAAAAACAAUAAUCAGUACUGGAAAGGGUGGAGUGCACUUUUCUACGCUGCAACAAAUCCCAGCAUUCCCGGGAACGGCAGAAAAAGCAUCAUUCGAGCAUUAUUUCUACAUGGAGCUGAGCUCGAUGGUAGAAAUCACGCUCAGAAAACGCCUCUACACCAUGCCAUCUCUAAGGGCGCCAUAAAACAGGCGCAAGCUCUUGUUGAAUGUGGUGCCAGUAUUAUGGCUACAGAUGCCAAUGGAGAUACGGUCCUUCAUAUAGCUGCUUCCUCAUCGAGCUGGUGUCCCAGCAUGGAAUGUGUUCGAAAACUUCUGUUGCUUGGAGCUGAUGUUCAAUUUCGAAACAACGAUGGGCUGACACCUCUUUCCCUUGCUGUACGCAUGGGAUCUAUUGAGGCAACAAAGAUUCUACUCGAACAUGGAAGCUGUGCUGAUUCGAGAGACAAAAAUGGCAAAUCCCCUCUGCAUUAUGCUGCCGAAGCAGGGAAUGUCCACAAGAUUGUCAAACUUCUCAUUCAAUACGGGGCUGACGUGAACUCUCGGGAUAUACUUGGAUUCACGCCAUUGCAUAAGAUUGUCGCCAAAGAAGACACGUGGGAAGCAGCGGGGGAGUUGUUAAAGGCCGGGGCUGAUCGAUACGCCAUAGCUGGUGAUGGAAACUUCCCUCAUGACAUGGUUCCUGAUGGCGUUUGGGCGGAAACGAAACGUUCCUUGAUCCGUUUUUAG